ACUUAUUUCGGCUUUUUCACGUAAAUUUCGGUUUUGAGUAGCUGAGUUGGGCAUUGCGGUUAGCGAAGAGCGGACCAUAAGGCAUCUCUCGUUUACACUCAAGACCUUUGUUUCUUAAUUUUCAGAGAUAAUGUUGGCACAGAAAUCCCGUCUCGUUCACCGGCUGUUAUCUUCGAGUGGACGCAGAUCGGCGGCCAGAUGCAGCCGGGGUCUGGCGAGCGGAGGGGGCAUCGUUCCCUCCCCUGUGCCUGACCUGGACCUUCCCGCGGGCAACCUUGUGAAUUACGUCUUCAAGGACAUAGCCAAAUGGAACGACAGAAUCGCCACAGAGUGUGCGCUGACGGGGCGCCGGUACACCUACGCGCAGUUGCAUGACCGAAUGGCACGUUGGUCUGGCAUGCUAAGGAAGCUGGGCGUCAGCAAGGGGGACGUGGUAGCGAUGGCUCUGCCCAACAGUCCCGAGUACCCGAUCGUGUUCUUCGGCGCUCUCGCUCUCGGCGCCACCGUCACCACGAUCAACAUAACGUAUACAGCCGAGGAGAUCGCCCGUCAGCUCGAGGACAGCGGCGCCCACGUCCUCGUCGGAGAGCCCUUCCUCACCCCGACCUUAGACGCCGCACUCAGGCUGUACAAGAAGCCCACCCACUUCGUGACGAACGGCCCCUCCUCGUCACCCACGGCCAUCAACCUGUGGCAAGUGCUCGAAGACCCCUCGGUGCCCUUCGUCGAUCCCGUCGCACUAACAGGGGAAGAGUCAGCUGUCCUCCCAUACUCGAGCGGUACCACGGGGCCUCCCAAGGGCGUGCUCACCACACACAAUGGGUUCUCGUCCCACUUACCCACCGUAAUGCACCCUUACUUCACCCUCGAAGAAGGCGAAAACCAAGACGUGUACAUGUGCGUCCUGCCGUUCUUCCACAUCUACGGCAUGGGGCCCAUUAUGACGUGCGGCCUCCACGUCGGCGCCAAGCUGCUCAUCUCGGCCAAAUUCGAUCCCAAGACGUUUGUUAGAGAUAUUCACGACCAUCAGGUGACCGUCAUGCAUUUAGUUCCGACGCUAUUAAACUUCCUGCUGAACUCCCCGACGGCGACACCCGAGUCCCUCAAGUCCCUUCGAAACGUCAUGUGCGGCGCCGCCCCCGUACCUGCGAGCGCCGUGGCCGCCCUCAAGGACAAGCUAGGACCCUCUCUGCUUUUCCAGAUUGGCUACGGCAUGACGGAGGUGGCGGUGGCAAGCAAAGUGCCGGUGAAGGACGAGCGCCCUGGCACCAUCGGCCAGCUGCUGCCCAACGUGACUGCCAAGGUGGUGGACGUCGAAACGGGCGCUCUCCUGCCUCCCCUCGCCGACGGGGAGAUCUGCAUCAAGACCCCUUCGAUGAUGGCCGGCUACCACAACAACCCCGCCGCCACCGCAGAGACCAUUGACGCGGAGGGCUGGCUGCACACCGGCGACGUCGGACACUAUGACCACGACGGCUUCUUCAAGAUCGUUGACCGCACUAAGGAGCUCAUCAAGGUCAAAGGUCUGCAGGUGUCGCCUUCGGAGUUGGAAAACAUCCUUCUUCAGCAUCCUGACGUGGCGGACGCUGGUGUCCUUGGUGUGCCGCAUGACAGGAUGGGCGAAGCACCCAGGGCCUACAUCGUCACCAAGAAAUCCAUAAAAGAAGAGGACAUUAACAACUUCCUAGAGCCCAGAGUCGCGCCGCACAAGAGACUGGUGGGCGGCAUCGUGUUCGUGAGUGAGCUUCCGAAAUCUGCGACUGGAAAGCUGUUAAGAAGAGAGCUUAAGAAACUCGCCUAAUAUUCAUACAAUUAUGAUCAGUACACGUGUAUAAUUGUAAAUAAAACUAGUUGUAUAGGCUCUCGGGUGGAAUAUUAUGGCAUUGGCCUCAAAACGAUGAUUGGAUUAAGUAAGACGUGGUUGUGAAUUAUAAAUAAAUGUGAAAAAUAAUUCUUUAAAUUUUCAUCUACACGUAUAUUUAAUUGUCUAGUUGUCUGGUUGUUAAUGCAUCUUUGUGUUAAUUCCCAUAAUAAUAAUUCGUCACUUCAUUACAUACAGAAUAGAAAAUUUCAGUAAUUCCAUCGGUUUUGGAUCAGUGACCCAAAAUGUAAACAAUAUAAGGGACCAUUUAGGUAAACAUAUGCGAAUUAACAAUGAGAGGCAACAACAAAAAGUCUAAACCUGCAUUCAUUUGGCUUGAGUUCUAAUGCUUCUCAAUACUUGAAAGUUGUUUCGUAACAAUGAUCGAUGUUGUGUAAGUGAUAUGCAUUUUUUUUGGCUGCUAAUAAACUAUCUAAUUUAUAGUAACAUUUUAGUGUAUGUGUGCUAGUGGGUAAGCUCUCUAAUAACUGAUAUGAAGACAAUAAUCAUGCGUGAGUUACCAUUCUUUGGCUUCGUACUCAGGACAAUGCAACCACAAAUAAUAAUAAUAGUAAGGAUAAUAAUUACAACAGUUAUGAGAAUGAUAAUUAUAGCAAUAAUCAAUAAGUGAAUGAACUAGAAUAAAAGGAAAUACACCCAAACAGCCUAACAAAGGAUCAACUACAAAUAUAGUACAAAAUAAACAAGGAUACCCUUG
Messenger RNA from Penaeus monodon (black tiger shrimp), 2579 nucleotides. Its product is annotated as 4-coumarate--CoA ligase 1-like. Gene Ontology annotation, molecular function: CoA-ligase activity. Lineage: Eukaryota; Metazoa; Arthropoda; Malacostraca; Decapoda; Penaeidae. The transcript is spliced from 13 exons. Bases 131 to 1801 code for a protein of 556 amino acids. The record is from RefSeq and is a predicted model, not a curated record.